Molecule: messenger RNA, 2546 nt
Organism: Eutrema salsugineum
Lineage: Eukaryota; Viridiplantae; Streptophyta; Magnoliopsida; Brassicales; Brassicaceae
Product: ubiquitin carboxyl-terminal hydrolase 25
Exons: 8
Coding region: 356-2338 (660 amino acids)
Biological process (GO): protein deubiquitination
Cellular component (GO): nucleus; cytosol
Molecular function (GO): cysteine-type endopeptidase activity; cysteine-type deubiquitinase activity
Source: RefSeq, a predicted model, not a curated record
UAAAAAGGAAAAACGGAGAGGAGAAGGAAAAAAAUAAAAAAAGAGGGUAAAAACGAAGCCUCGCGUGGGGUUUGUUGCUGGGCGGGUCUCUUCCCUCGGCAGUUACCACCAUCGAAUCGAUCUCGUCGUCUCUUCCAAACUCUCGAAAUUAAUAAAAUCUUCCAGAAAUUUCGAGUUAGAAAAUUGAUGCGAGGAGCCCGAAGCUCGUGAAUUAGAGAGAAAGAGAAGCGGGGAAAAGCGCGUGGUUGUGGUGGUGGCGAGAGAUGCGAUCGCAGCUGUUGGCUUCGCCGUGGCGGCGAGUCAGCGAUGAGCGGUUGCUUCGGUGUUUUUCUCCGGCGGAGAAGAACCGAUUUUAAUGGGAUUUAAGCUGCAGAUGAGCUGGAUGCCGAGUCUACUGAGUCAGAAGCGGAGGAACGGUCCUCCUUUAGGGUUGCGGAAUCUCGGCAACACCUGUUACCUCAAUAGUGUCCUUCAGUGCCUCACUUACACUCCUCCCCUCGCUAAUUUCUGCCUUAGUCACAAUCACUCCUCCCACUGCGACUCUUAUGGGGAUGGGGAGCGGAAACGGGAAUGUCCUUUUUGUUUAGUUGAGAGAAGAAUAGCAAGGUCUCUUUGUGUGGAACAAGCAACCGAUGCGCCAGUCAAGAUUUCAAAUUGCCUCAAAAUUUUUGCCGAGCAUUUUAAGUUUGGGCGUCAAGAAGACGCUCAUGAGUUCUUGCGGUAUGUGAUUGACGCAUGCCACAACACGUCUCUCCGCCUGAAGAAGUUGCGAUCAAAGGGUGGUGAGCCCUUUAAUGGCAAUACUGUGGUGAAGGAGAUUUUUGGUGGGGCUUUGCAGAGCCAGGUUAAGUGUUUGUCAUGUGGUGCUGAGUCGAAUAAGGCCGAUGAGAUUAUGGAUAUCAGCCUUGAAAUUUUGCACAGCAACUCGGUGAAGGAAUCUUUGCAAAAGUUCUUUCAGCCUGAGAUUUUAGAUGGCAACAAUAAGUAUAGAUGCGAAAGCUGUAAGAAACUGGUGACGGCGAGGAAGCAGAUGUCAGUUCUCCAAGCGCCUAAUAUCCUUGUUAUCCAAUUGAAAAGGUUUGAGGGCAUUUUUGGUGGGAAGAUUGAUAAGGCCAUUACAUUUGGUGAGAUUUUGGUUCUCUCGGGCUUCAUGAGUAAAGCCAGCAAGGACCCUCAACCAGAAUACAAGCUUUUUGGGAUAAUUGUGCAUGCAGGAUUUUCUCCUGAAUCUGGGCACUAUUAUGCCUACGUUAAGGAUUCCUUGGGUAAAUGGUAUUGCUGCAAUGAUUCGUUCGUUUCACUCUCCACCUUGCAAGAGGUUUUGUCAGAGAAAGCUUAUAUUCUGUUUUUCAGCCGUUCCAGCCAGAGACCAGCAUCUGCUAAAACUCUGGUAACAUCCAAUGGGACUACGUCUCAUGAAGUCAAUGGCUGCGAGACAUCAAAGCCCCAGAGGUUUAUUGGUCCCCUUAAUAAUGUCAACAUGAAACCACGGGCCGAGCAGUCCUUCCAGAAGGAUAACAACCUGGCUUCUUCAAAGCCCCAUAAAUUUAUUCGUCCCCUCAAAGAUGCUAAUAUGAAAUCACGAGCAGAGCAGCCCCUGCACACGAAUAACCUUGUUUCUUCCAAUGUUGAAAAGGCUCCGUUGAAGCCACAUGCGAAAAUCACUGUCAACCUUGGUGCCAAAAGGGUCUCUUCUCCUACUGUCAGUGGCAGACUUUCUUUCCACCAAGAUGAGAACAUAGCUCCAAAGGCGGACAAAGAGAAUAUCGUAUCCGUUUCGCCAACUAGGGUUUACACUUGCUCGGAGAAAAAGUUUGGUACUGAAAAUGGUGGCAAUGGAGUUAAAGAAAACGGCAGUGCACAAGGUAAUAAUGAAGUUACCUUGCAUCCCCACGAGCGUAACGGCUCCAGCAAUGGGGGUGAUCAUCACCACAAAGAUAACUUACUUCCAUGCGAGAGUAAUGGUUCAAAAAAUGGAACUGAUCACCAGGAAAUUGAGAAGGAAGGUGUUAGUACAACCCAAUCCAAAGCCUUGGGUAAAAUCCCCUGCAUUUUGCUUGCCAAAGACGAAUCAUCUCGGGUUAAACUUGAAGCAAUAAAAGAGAGUCUAAAGAAAGACACUUCGUCAUAUUUACGGUCAUGCGGAUGGUAUGAUCAAGUAGAAAUCUCCAUGCGUGCCAAGAAGAGAUUGCGCACAGAGCAAUCAGGAGGAGAUGGCAACAACUUAAAGAGGAGGUUGAUAGCAGAUGUAAAAUCAAGUUUAUCCCAGAUCCCAGAUGAAUUGAAAGCAGAACUCGCAAACCGGCUCUUGAGAAUUAGCAAGAAGAAAUAUUCGUGAAAGAGAGUUUUUCUAUUUUCUUAUUAAUUAUAACAUUUUUGAAAGAGUAAAGUAAUUAUCGGAAAAGAAAUAGAAAACCAAAAAAACAGGUCUCAUUCUGUUCUGUAUAAUAUGAGCUUCUCGGAACUUUUUUCUUUUUGGGGUCCCUAUCGACGACGAUGAUUCUUUACACUCCUGGAAAUUAAUGUUAAGAGCGUUCUUGGCUUUA